CUGAACGUGAACCGAUCACACGCGCUUCUUUAACAAAGUCACCACAACUUUUUUUCUGUCCUUGUGGUUAAUCAGCCUUGAUAGACUCAAUCACCGCAACCGAAUUGCUCCCUUCAACUUGUACUUGUGCGUGUACUUGUACCUGUACCAGCCUCGGCGCCUCUCGUGGCCAGUGAGAGAGACUGUGUGUGAGAGUGGGCGAGAGGGUCAGAGUGUGAGAGUUGUGUGAAAUGGCCACCUCGACCAUCCUGUUACCAAGCGCAAUCAUGAGUCCGCCGCCGCCAUUUUCAGCCUCGACGACGACCGAAGCUUACGCCUCCGAGGCGGUUCUCGCCGCCUCGUCCUGUCCGUCAUGCGGAUACCAUUUCCCUCCUCCUCCGACCGGUCUAUCGAACGAUCCCGCCGAAGCUCAUCGUCGCAUCCUAGAUCUCGAAGCGCAGGUCAGACUGCUAAACGCGAAGGCCACAUCGGCCGUGGACAAACUUGCAGACUAUGAAGAUGAAAUAAGGUAUUUGCGCGAAACCGCCUAUGCUCGAUCACAGCAGCAGCAGCAGGUCGGCAGUCCUCCAAUGGAAGGUCCAGGGCCGGCAUUGGGAGGUCAACAACAACAGCAGCAGCAGCCGCCACAACAAUUGUCUCGCCUGGCGAGUCUGAGCGCUUUAUUCCCGGGGAGACGAAAAGAAUCAAACUCGGGACAACCCAUGACACCCAACACGGGAACGUUCCCUCAGAACAACACCAACAACAACGUCGCAUACACGAACAAUGCCCUCUCCCCGCCGAAAACUCCGUAUUCGGGCGCAAAUCAGCCCAUGCCGACUCUACAGACGGCGCAGUCGGAUUCACAAGUCAUAACCCUCUCGUCACUUCAGUCGUCCCUGGACGAGGAAAGGUCGCUGCGGCAGCGCGCCGAGACGAACCUGUCCAACGCACAGAGCGAGCUUGAGGAGUUGACGGCACAGUUGUUCGGGCAGGCAAACGAGAUGGUCGCGACGGAGCGGAAGGCGCGCGCAAAGUUGGAGGAACGUGUCAAGGUGCUCGAGCAGAGAGACGUCGACAAGAGAAAGAGGCUGGAAAGGUUGGAGAAGGCGAUCACCAGGAUCGAGCGUGUAAGAGCCAUGGUCGGACCUUGAGGGGGUCAGUCCCAAAUCACACACAAGGCUGUGUGUACAAUGCACAACAACUUUGAUUGUUGGAGAUCUAGUGCCCAAAUUUUCUCGACGAAAAUGGUCCUUUGGCUCUGUCUGGUGAGAGAAUCAUGGACCCAACCGAACGACAUUGAACGACGUUUCGAACUGGUCGCUUACAAAGAAAAGGCACUGUCAGUUGUUCUCCCAGUCAGCUUUCCGGGUGAGAAGCUCACAUCGAUCGGUCACGCCGGAAAAGACUACACAGACAGGAGCAGCAGCAGCAGCAGCAUCGACUCCAGACGAUCGUGGGUGUUGUGAACGGCAUUCCCAGAUGCAGACAUUUGUUGAUCGGAUCAACGUCACAACAAGAGAUGACUUGAUCAUUUCCCAGGUCACUGUCAGAGAGCAGCAGUCUUGUUGCUUGAGAUCGGUGGUAGAACACCGCCAUCAUCGUACAUUCAUGGGAUGGAUGGAUACCUUUGGUCAAAUACCAUGAUAACGAUCUUAGUAUUACUAUAGUUACAAGAACAGAGGCACAGGUAGUUAGUUGGAAGGGGAGGAGGAGGAGAAAUCGGAUUCAUAUACUGUACAGAUAAAGGUUGGAAAUGUCUUGUUACGCACGAUGUAAGUGCUCUACAAGUCAGCAUAGGUUCGCAACGGACAGAUCAAUGAUUGAGAAUUG
This is a messenger RNA of Exophiala oligosperma, 1812 nucleotides long. RefSeq lists its product as uncharacterized. The transcript has a single exon. The record is from RefSeq and is a predicted model, not a curated record. Gene Ontology annotation, cellular component: Golgi to plasma membrane transport vesicle; cell tip. Bases 231 to 1133 code for a protein of 300 amino acids. Gene Ontology annotation, molecular function: guanyl-nucleotide exchange factor activity. Gene Ontology annotation, biological process: exocytosis. Lineage: Eukaryota; Fungi; Ascomycota; Eurotiomycetes; Chaetothyriales; Herpotrichiellaceae.